ACAGACCAGUUCUUUCCGGCAGCUCAUUGCGAAGCAGCUCUGACCGCCCCCCACCUCCCCCGGGUCCCCGGGCUGCGAGCUCCAGUAACGCCCUUUCUCUCCCUCCGCUGUGCGCUGCCCGCCACGCCACUCCCUGCUCUGGGGCUGUUCCCGCGGUGGCUGCGGGACAGGCCGCAGGCGCCCCAAGUGCGGCUCCCCGCUCUGCCCCGCCGCCGCUGCAGCCACCUGCCCCCGCGCCCCGGUAACGAAGCUGCAGGCGCGGCCGGUGGGUGGGCGCGCUACCAGCCUGAACCGGGGCCUGCCUCGGUUUCCCCGUGCGCACCGCGGUCUGUGCCGGGCACCUCCGAGACACGGCCGCGCGCCGCCUCGGGCCUCAGUUUCCCCAUCAGCGGGACGCGAGGAGCCGCACGUCCCCACCUCCGCAACCAGCACCGCCUGGCCUUCCGCGGGCUCGGGUCCGCGUCCACCCCGCGGGGCGCGCCCCGCCGGACCGACAGAACCCGCCCUGCUCCCGCCCUCUGCACGGCUGCGCCGGGGAGCACGCGGGACGGCCCGGCCGCAAGUGGACAAACCUGGGCGCGCCCCUUCCUAGGGGAGCGUCGGGCGAACACAGGCAGCCUAGCGCGUGUAUUAACGCACGUGUGUCGCGGCGCCCGAACAGUCCCCUUCGGGGCCGGGGGCAGGGCUGGCGCUGUGCAGCCGACGCCCGCGCCCACCCCCCGCACCCCCGGCCUGCAGGGACUCGAACCUCGCGAGCCCCCGGCUCCGGGACCGCGGAACCUUCGUCGUGGCGCGCGAGUUUCCGCACGGUGCCCUUUUCCAGAGACGCCGCCGCCCCUCGCGCCCCCGCGCCCGCGCCCCCCGCGCCCGCGUUCCCGGCGCCGCGGGCCCGGAGCUCCCGGAAGUCUCGGUCCCGCCGCCGCCGGCACUCGCGAGGGGAAGCCUGGGCCGUCCGGGACCUCGGCCCGCUCCUCCGGUCCCGAGAGGCCGCCGCGUCGGCUGACACCCCAGAUGCUGCUGCUGCCGCCUCGGCCACCCCACCCUCGGUCCUCCUCCCCAGAGGCCAUGGACCCGCCGCCCCCCAAGGCUCCCCCUUUCCCCAAGACGGAAGGCCCUUCCUCCACUCCAUCCUCGGCGGCAGGGCCCCGACCCCCGCGGCUGGGCCGCCACCUGCUCAUCGACGCCAACGGGGUCCCCUACACGUACACGGUGCAGCUGGAGGAGGAGCCCCGGGCCCCGCCCCAGCGCGAGGCCGCGCCGGGAGAAGCGGGGCCGCGCAAGGGCUACAGCUGCCCGGAGUGCGCUCGCGUCUUUGCCAGCCCCCUGCGGCUGCAGAGCCACCGCGUGUCGCACUCGGACCUCAAGCCCUUCACGUGCGGCGCCUGCGGCAAGGCCUUCAAGCGCUCCAGCCACCUGUCGCGGCACCGCGCCACGCACCGCGCCCGUGCGGGCCCGCCGCACACCUGCCCGCUCUGCCCACGCCGCUUCCAGGACGCCGCGGAGCUGGCGCAGCACGUGCGCCUCCACUGAGUUCCCGGCUGGCGGGGCCUCGCGAGCCACACAGCCGCGCUGCCACACGCGCGCCCUGCCUUACCCGGGGCCCGUCUCCCCGUCUGCCCAGAGGGAGAGACACCCCCCCCCCCUUCCUUCCUUACCUUCCUGUCUCGCUGUGUGAUGCCGGCCCCGUCGCUGCCCCUCCCUGGGCCGGGGAGCCAGUCUCGGAACUGGGCCCCGGCCGGGCCGGGCCGCGCGAGCCCUCGCAGGCGCACAGCGUCUCGGGGCCCGGCUCUCCUGCUCCCGAGGGCUCAGCCAUCGUGUGCGCGGAAGAGCUGACCCAAGAGCACGGCACGGUCUGGCUCGUUCCUGUAUCUCCCCCUCUCCACCCGCAACCCUCGCCCCGUACUCAAUAAACAUUCCGCACUCCGC
Messenger RNA from Lutra lutra (Eurasian river otter), 1926 nucleotides. RefSeq names its product zinc finger protein 580 (gene ZNF580). Gene Ontology annotation, biological process: regulation of transcription by RNA polymerase II. NCBI's taxonomy places the organism in Eukaryota, Metazoa, Chordata, Mammalia, Carnivora, Mustelidae. The record is from RefSeq and is a predicted model, not a curated record. Gene Ontology annotation, molecular function: RNA polymerase II cis-regulatory region sequence-specific DNA binding; DNA-binding transcription activator activity, RNA polymerase II-specific. Bases 1012 to 1530 code for a protein of 172 amino acids. The transcript is spliced from 2 exons. Gene Ontology annotation, cellular component: nucleus.